ACCUCCCUCUGCUCCAGUCAGGCUCCAGCCUUUCAGCCGGCAGCAGCGUCUGUGAGUCUUUGUGUGGUUAGGGUGAAUAAGAGAGAGAGAAGGGAGGAAGGAAGAGGGAGAGUUAAAGAGAGGCGCCUAUUGUCAUUUAACAAUAAAGCAUAUGGUACCGGCAGUGGCAGUCAGGGCUGGGAAAUUUACAAGUCUCUGUGUGACUCCCUUUCCCUCCCGCUCACCAGGUUCUCAUGCCCUCAGAGUACUGGGGUCGCAGCAAGUCAGUGGACUAAAGCAAAAUGGGAGCCUAUCAUUUAUCAUGUUUCACCUCUUUUUAAGUGCUUCGUUUAGAUUUUACUCCAAAGUGUCACGUUAAGAAAGGGGGCCAUAUGAGUCGGAACACGCCAGUGGACACAGGUGCAGCGGCGGAGACAGAGAGGAGGGCCAUGAGUGGAAUACUGAAGAGGAAGUUUGACGAGGUGGAGGCGUCCUCCUCGCCGUGCUCUUCCUUGCGGGAGUCUGAUGACGAGGUCUCCUGCAGCGAGAGCGGAGACAGCAGUGACAGUGUCAACCCUUCAGCCUCGGGCCCCUUCACUCCUGAUUCUAUACUGAAGAGGGAGAAGCGUGUGAGAACGAGGAGGGUGCAUUUUGACAAUGUGACGGUGUACUACUUCAGCCGGCGCCAGGGCUUCACCAGUGUGCCCAGUCAGGGAGGCAGUACUCUGGGCAUGUCCAACAGACACAGCUGUGUCAGGCAGUACUCCCUGGGAGAGUUUGCCCUGGAGCAGGAGAGGAUCCACAGAGACAUGCUCCGAGACCAUCUGAAGGAGGAGAAACUCAACUCCAUUAAACUCAAGCUGACUAAGAACGGUACAGUGGAGUCGGAGGAGGCCAACACGCUCAUGGCGGACGACAUCUCUGACGAUGACAUUGAUUUGGACAACACCGAGGUGGACGAGUACUUCUUCCUCCAGCCCCUCACCACUAAGAAGCGCCGGGCUCUGCUGCGGACCUCUGGGGUGAAGAAGAUUGAUGUUGAGGAGAAGCACGAGCUGCGGGCCAUCCGGGUGUCCAGGGAGGACUGCGGCUGCGACUGCAGAGUGUUCUGUGACCCAGAGACCUGUGCAUGCAGCGUAGCAGGAAUCAAGUGCCAGGUGGACCGCAUGUCUUUUCCCUGUGGCUGUACCAAGGAGGGCUGUAGCAACGCGGCCGGCAGGGUGGAGUUUAACCCCAUCCGCGUGCGGACCCACUUCUUGCACACCAUCAUGAAGCUAGAGCUGGAGAAGAGCCGGGAGCAGCAGCAGGCAUCCCCUGCCAACGGUUACCAUGGCGAAAGCAACGGCUAUGUCAACCCGCUGGUCCAGACCCAACACAGUCUGGAAUACUCUCUGUCAGACCCAACAGUCCAACAGUCUGACAUCAUGCACCUCCAGACAGCUGACGACAUGGACGAGCCUCUGGAUGAUGAAGAUGAAGAUGAGGAUGAGGAGGAGAAUGAGGAAGAUGAGGAGGAUGAAGAGGACAGCAGCAGUUUAUGCAGUGGACUGUCUGACUCAAGCACUCAGAGCUUGGCGAACAGUGACUCUGAGGAAGAGGAUGGUGAUGAGGAGGACAAGUCGGAGGACUUUGAGAAUGGAGUCACCACGCCGCCUGUCGCCAACACUGAGGUUGUCCCCCUGUCCUCCGUGUUGUGUUACUCUGACGGCACUGUGCCACACGACAACCACAUUGACGACGUCAUGAAUGGAAACUCUUAUUUAUUCAGCUCCCCAGCAGAUUAUUAUCAGCUGGAGAACCCCAGUGCUGUUGCCUCAGCCAACGGGACAGCCAGCCAACCCAGUGAACCCUACGGAGAGGCCUUAUCAUUCCCACACACUGUAAGCACUACUAACGGUACCAUGCCACAAGGACCAUUUAACAUGGCCGUCGACAUUGCAGAGCAGUACACAGAUUACCCCCACCAGGCUGAGGAACAGUACACCAAUCAGCACUUCACCCUGACCAAUGGCACAGCAGCAACCACUGCCAUGGGCUGCUGCACACCUGACCUAGAGAACAACAUGGUCCUGUCUAAAGGAACAUACCCUGAGCAGCCUGGGGGCCUCAGCCAGAUGGAGUUCCACAACAACUACCUGAACAAUAAGAAGUGUUUUGUGGCAGAGCAGCCAAAGGAAGUGUCUAGCGUUAAGGUUCUGUCUGAAGGGCCUUCUUUAGCAGACAGUACAAAGAUCCCUGCAUUAGCAGAGAAUCUCCCCCAGGUCGCACCAGUUUAGUGGGCCUAGCUCACCUGUCCGUGUAGGCUUCAUGUUGUCUUUUCUUAAUGAACAAGGCUGACCAAGUGUUAUUUAUGGAUAAUAUAUUCAUGGCCUUUAAUGGGAACUAAACUUUUCAAGUCAUUUACAAGACCAUACAUUAGAUGUACAUUAUUUAGCUACAGGUUCCAUGAUGAGAAACAUUUCUAAUGAAUCCUGAUUUCUAGUAUUCUAAACUGCAAGAUGGAAUCAGUCAACAAAAACUGAGAGCUGUAAGCCUGUGCAAUGUAUCUUGUAAUUUUAAAGGUAAAGUUCUAGUUUUAAGCAUAUAUUGUGAAUUGAACUUUUCUAUGUCUAUGUGUCAAAUGUGCAAAAAAUGAAUUGUCCCAGUUUAUUUAUUGGUUCUGAAGUAUGUGUAUACUUAUAAAUGGUUUGAUAUUUAUAAUUGCAUGUUAUUUGGGGUCUUUCAAUGGCAUUUAUGAGGAAUUGACCAUGUUCAAUUUGGGUUUAUAAAAUCUGUAUUAAUGUACUGUACAAACCUUAUUAUUGUGCUGUCACAGACUACAACUUUUAGUUAUUUAUUUUGAAUUAUAAUGCCAAGAGCAUUAUUUCAUCAGCGACAUUGAAGACAAAAUGAUUCACAGCUGUUUGCACCUUUGUGAAGGUGAUAUACUAAUGCAGCACUUUGACAUUAAUCUCUCAAAGAUCAUAUACAACUAUCAAAUCUAUGGGAACAGGAUAAUAAUAUGAUCAAUAAAUAAUAUUUUAUGGGGCUUCAUUUAAAAUAAAUGUCAAUAAAAAAUAUGUAACUCUUAAAAACUGGGGACAACAUUGGUAUUGCUGAGUUAGACAGGAUAUAUUUAGAUCAACAUUCCAUUCUCUUAUGACAACUGACAGUAAAUACAUGAAGGGAUUGUUUGUACAGAUACAAACAUUAUUGUGACGCAAUUAUUGAAGUGUGCAAUAGUAACAACAAAAGUUACAUGUUCAAACUAUCACUAUAUGUCAUACUCUUGAGAGCCACAUCAGUAUCAUGCAUGAAAUGCAGAUAUCAGUUAUUGUAAAAAAAAAAGUAUAAAAAGGUUGUAAUCAAAGGUUAAAUCAUGCCAACGAUUCCUAUCAGCACCAUGUUAAAGAAUGACUGAUCAGCACGAGUGAUUGGUAGGAAAGUAUAAUUUGCCAAAAAUCUGUAAAUAACUUUGACAUCCUUGAAAUAACUUACAAGGAAAGCCAUUGAACUAAAUGCACCAGAUAUGUAUUGCUUCAACUGUAUUGAAAUGUUAGGGACAGCAGUGAUUCAAAACAGCCUUUACAAUUCAAUACCAACAUUCCCUCCCUAAAUUCCCUCACCAUAAAAUGAGUGGGCACCCCUGCAUGUAUCCCUGUCCUCUGCGAAGCCUAGAGUGUGAAUAGUCAUCCAACAUGCUCAUACACUCCUGUAUAUGAUUACUACUUGAUUUGGGAUUCUGCUCCUGACUCCUCACUGAGGUGAGUAAUAAUGUCACCUCAGUGGCAAAGUAAAGUGUAUCUAGCUGUCAGGGAAUCAGUGCCACUGUAUUAGUAUGACCUAUACAGUAUCAGUGCCAAAGCAUUUAAGAGAAGGCAACAUACAGUGACAUUGUAUCCAGUUGAGUCAUUCUGCUGUGUUUAUGAUUUUCAGUAUUUAUUAUGAAUGAUAUAUUGAAAUUUGUAUUUAUUGUGGUUUACUGAACAGUCUGUAUUGAAUAAAAACAUGUUUUGGUCUUACAUUUCACUUGUUUUAUGAUGGUUGUGAAUUGUACAGCUUCAUGUGCCUGAUUUCAUUUUGUUGCUUACUUUAAUGUUUGCUUCUGUGAAACAGAAUACUUUUUGCCCAAAAUGGUAUAAAUGUUUCAAUAUGUGUUUUUGGUUUCUUAACAUUAGAUAAAGCCAAAAUGUUUUGUUUUUGUUGUGUUUCUGCUUUUUAACAAUACAUUACUUAAAAAUAAAAUGAAAUGAAACCAUG
This is a messenger RNA of Coregonus clupeaformis (lake whitefish), 4218 nucleotides long. Its product is annotated as cysteine/serine-rich nuclear protein 3. The transcript has 5 exons. Gene Ontology annotation, molecular function: DNA-binding transcription factor activity, RNA polymerase II-specific; sequence-specific DNA binding. Lineage: Eukaryota; Metazoa; Chordata; Actinopteri; Salmoniformes; Salmonidae. Gene Ontology annotation, biological process: regulation of transcription by RNA polymerase II. The record is from RefSeq and is a predicted model, not a curated record. The coding region runs from base 372 to 2255 and encodes 627 amino acids. Gene Ontology annotation, cellular component: nucleus.